AUGGACGACGGAAGUGAGCAACCUGUCGCUUGCGCCUCUCGAACACUGUCACCAACUGAGCAGAAUUAUGCCCAGAUUGAUCGUGAAGGUUUAGCCCUCAUAUUUGACCUCCGCUAUUUUCACAAGUACUUAGUUGGUAGAUCAUUUACGUUAGUAACUGAUCACCGCCCGUUGGUCAAGAUAUUCGGACCCAAGGAAGGACUCCAAUACGUGCCAGGAGUUACAAAUGCAGAAGCGGACAUGUUGCCCCGCUUGCCGAUAGCUGUAAAUGUGAUUGACCACGAUGAACAGUCGUACCGAAUUGAUUAUUGUGAGAUGUUACCCGUAACAGCGCAAGACGCUGCCAGGGAGACCAAGAAGGACCCUGUACUGAAACGAGUGUAUGAACAUGCACUUAGGGGAUGGCCGAAACACGGUGAGACCGAAUUACAGCCGUAUCAGCAUAGAGCCGACCAGUUGACUAUCGUUGAAGACUGUCUAUUGUGGGGUAGUCGAGUUAUUAUUCCACACAUUGCGGAAUAA
Messenger RNA from Corticium candelabrum, 522 nucleotides. RefSeq lists its product as uncharacterized. Lineage: Eukaryota; Metazoa; Porifera; Homoscleromorpha; Homosclerophorida; Plakinidae. The record is from RefSeq and is a predicted model, not a curated record. The transcript has 2 exons. Bases 1 to 522 code for a protein of 173 amino acids.